Molecule: messenger RNA, 228 nt
Organism: Funneliformis caledonium
Lineage: Eukaryota; Fungi; Glomeromycota; Glomeromycetes; Glomerales; Glomeraceae
Source: the annotation of a GenBank genome assembly
AUGCUACACGAAGAAAUUAAAGCAUCAAAAAUGAAACAAAUCCUCAGAUUAUUUAUUGUACUUGCUUUCAUCGUUGUAAUGGUAACUCCAAUGGCCGUAAAUAAGCGACAAUUGCCAGAGUGUCCAACAGAUGACAAUACAACUGCACCACCCAAUAUGUCCGAUAAUGAUGCUGUUCCAACGUCCAACGAUGACACUUGUUAUAAGCCUAAACCCGCAAAUGCUUAA